AUGUUUGGAGAUGCAACUUCCAAGUCACCUCUUGGAUCUACCUCUGCUAUUGGGAACCCCAUUCCUAAGCACAGUUGGCGCUUCAAUAGACUUUCACAAGCAAGAAUUGAUUCUUCACAAGUGAAUAGUUUGGUGUCUUAUCGCUUGCAGCCUAGAGGAUCAGACUUUUGUGCCACAAUUGAAAGCAAUGCUCUCAGUUUCAAGCCUCCUGAAGUUACAAAGGUUGUGAAGGAAAGGGUUGACAAAGAGCCAAAAGUUGUGAGAGAUAAGGUUGAGAAUGAUCAAAGAGUUGAUAAGGGACCAAGGACUGAGAAACCACGCCUUGAGAAGCCAAGAGUUGAGAGACCACGAUCUGAUAGGCCACGAACUGAUAGGCUUGUUCAAGCACCAUGUGUCCUUGAUGAGGAAAGCUUCCAAGAUUUGUUUGAUGAGCCACUAGGAAGCGCUCAAAAAGAAGAGGAGGAUGCAGCUUCAAAGGCACUUGUGGGAGAAAAAAGAAAGGACCCACCAGCUUAG
Molecule: messenger RNA, 516 nt
Organism: Microthlaspi erraticum
Lineage: Eukaryota; Viridiplantae; Streptophyta; Magnoliopsida; Brassicales; Brassicaceae
Source: the annotation of a GenBank genome assembly